Molecule: messenger RNA, 2282 nt
Organism: Chelmon rostratus (copperband butterflyfish)
Lineage: Eukaryota; Metazoa; Chordata; Actinopteri; Chaetodontiformes; Chaetodontidae
Product: dual specificity protein kinase CLK4-like
Exons: 14
Coding region: 139-1704 (521 amino acids)
Biological process (GO): protein phosphorylation; regulation of RNA splicing
Cellular component (GO): nucleus
Molecular function (GO): ATP binding; protein tyrosine kinase activity
Source: RefSeq, a predicted model, not a curated record
CUAGUCGGAGGCGUUUUUCAGUUUCUUUGUUAAGAUAUUUCACAUAACCGAUAAACCAACUCUUUCGAACCUCAUAAUUGUUAGGAGCAAGUCAGCUGACUGGUGAUAAUCAUCAACGUCCCAAUCAGAGUGCAUCAUAUGCGCCACUCGAAGCGAAUGCGCUCCCCAGGUGUCUGGCUCGAUGAGUACAGUUGGGAAGAGAGAAUGGAGUGUCGCAAACGUAGGAAACGAGAUUCACACAGCAGCGAAAGAGAAAACAAAUCUAGAAGAGCUCACCAUCACCACAAGACAUAUGAGGGGCAGUACCUGGAAACUCGCAGUUUGAACCGGAGACUGGACUCUCGGGAAGGACGCAGUUUUGACAUGGCCUGUGAUGAGGACAGUCGUGACGGCACCUGCAAGGACAGAGAGCUGGACUGGCACCACUACAGCAAAUCAUCUGGGCGUAGUGGGCGCAGUGGUCGGAGUGGUCGCAGCAGGCGAAGCAGUCACAGGCACAGAGACAGAAGACGCAGACGUAGCCACUCUUGCCACAAGUCCUCCUCGAGGAGGAGUCAUCACCGCAGGAGCAGGAAAAGAUCCAGGAGUGUUGAGGAUGAUGACGAGGGUCACCUCAUCUAUCACAGUGGAGACAUGCUGAGAGCGAGAUAUGAGAUUGUGUGUACUCUAGGAGAGGGUGCCUUUGGGAAGGUCGUCGAAUGCAUUGAUCACACUAAUGAUGGAGCUCGAGUGGCUCUGAAGAUCAUUAAAAACAUAGACCGCUACCGUGAGGCAGCUAUGUCUGAGGUAGAGGUGCUUGAGCAGUUGAAGUCCCUCGAUUUGGAUAGGAGAUAUGCUUGUGUGCAAAUGCUGGACUGGUUUGACUACCACGGCCACGUUUGUAUCGCCUUUGAACUGCUUGGGCUCAGCACCUAUGAUUUCCUCAAGGAAAACAACUUCCAGCCUUUUCCCAUAGAACACAUCAGGCACAUGGCGUACCAAAUCAUUCGAGCUGUGCAAUUUCUGCACAAGAACAAGCUGACCCACACGGAUCUGAAGCCUGAGAAUAUUCUCUUCAUUGAUUCAGACUAUGAUAUGGAGUACAACCCUAACAUGAAACGGGAUGAACGAACAUUGAAGAACCCCGACGUGAAAAUUGUUGACUUUGGCAACGCCACAUAUGAACACGAGCACCACACCUCUGUGGUGUCCACACGUCAUUACCGUGCGCCUGAGGUCAUUUUAGAUCUAGGCUGGGACCAUUCCUGUGAUGUCUGGAGUGUUGGUUGUAUACUCGUUGAGUACUACCUUGGAUCUACUCUCUUCCAGACCCAUGACAGCAGAGAGCACCUUGCUAUGAUGGAGAGAGUCCUGGGCCCUAUUCCCACAAACCUCCUGCAGAAAACCAAGAAACAGCGGUAUGUUCACCGGUGCAAGCUUGACUGGGAUAUACACAGCUCUUCUGGGAGAUAUGUCAGGAAACACUGCAAACCCCUAAAGCAUUACAUGAUGUCGAAGGGCGAAGACCACCAGCAGCUGUUUGACCUGAUAGAGAAGAUGAUGGAGUAUGACCCAGCUAAGCGACUCAGUCUGGAGCAGGCCCUCCGACACCCCUUCCUCUCCUGCUACCGCAAGAGCAGCAGCAGCAGCAGUAGCAAAAGUGACCGUAGCAGCAGCAGCAGCAGAAGAAGAAGAAGCAGCAGCAGUAGCAGCAAAAAGGACUAAACUCCUGAACCUGUAAAGCUCUGACCUGUAACCUCGGUCAGGUCUCCGCUGUCAACAUGACAUUUAUUAUGGUGCUCAGUGCCAGCCUCUACUGCCUGUCUCUCCAGGAGAGGUGUAGCUCAACUGACUGUAUCAGUCCACUGCCCUGCUUUGCUGUGUCUUGUCUUAAGCCAGUGUGUUUCUUAGUCUCACUCUUCUCGACAGUUUGUUUUCAUCUGUGGCAUGUUUUGAUGUAAUGAAUCCCUCAACUGAGUUCUAUUUAUUUGCUGUUGUAAUUUAAUUUGUAGCUUCUAAGCACAUACUGGUAGAGCUGUUUUUUUUUUUUCUAUAAGUAGCCCAGUUGUGUCCAUUGUCUCUCUAUGCAUCGUUGAGUGUUGGGUAACUGAUUGAGAAAUGCCUUAUCUUGCUUCAGUCUCACCAGUAAUAAUUUAUUCAGCGUUGUUGGAUGUAAAAAAGCGAUUGCAGGCAGAAAAUCCUUGUACAUAAAAUUUGUUAAGAGAUUUUUUUUUCACCGUAUGGUUAUGCAACUUUUGCAGUAUCAUGUACAUUUUCUCAAUAAACGUGAAUAGACGACAGAA